CCGUUGCGAUAUGAAUUUGCAAAUGUAAAACAGACAAAACAAGGUAAAGAUAAAUCUCCAGGUAGCUGCUGUGAUUCGUAUCCAGGUAGCGUUUCCGUCGGUCUCCAUAGAAACAACAAAAUCAACUUUGCUUAAAGUCGCGUAAUGGACGAGUUUCAAUCUGCUGAGGAGACUACAUUUGUUGUGGACGAGAUAACAACAAUAAUCAAAGAGACUGUCGAAAGCAUCAUAGGAAACAGCCCUUUCCAACACAAUCGCACCAACAGCUGGACAUCAAGCAUAAUAGAGUCCAGUCUAAACCAGCUAUCUAAAUUGGGAAAGCCCUUUAAGUACAUAGUGACAUGUAUAAUAAUGCAGAGAAAUGGGGCAGGUUUGCACACCGCCAACUCAUGUUUCUGGGACAACGCUAUAGAUGGGAGCUGCACAGUACGCUGGGAGAACAACACUGUGUACUGCAUUGUUAGUGUUUUUGGUCUUGCCAUUUAAGGAUGAAUAUAUUCGUUGACCCUGUUUAAUUAGUGAUUAAUAAAUUUAUUUGCACAGCUAAA
Molecule: messenger RNA, 548 nt
Organism: Triplophysa dalaica
Lineage: Eukaryota; Metazoa; Chordata; Actinopteri; Cypriniformes; Nemacheilidae
Product: dynein light chain Tctex-type 1-like
Exons: 5
Coding region: 145-486 (113 amino acids)
Biological process (GO): microtubule-based movement
Cellular component (GO): cytoplasmic dynein complex; cytoplasm
Molecular function (GO): dynein intermediate chain binding
Source: RefSeq, a predicted model, not a curated record